UCAAAACAUAACUUUUAAUAUAUUUGCUGGCUACAUUGAGUAAUUACUCUAUGACCAGCUGGCAUGCUUGUAACCAUUACGAAUCACACUCUCGUUGGAUACAAAAAUAGGUACAACACUUCCUUGCAUUGAAUACGGAUAUUGAUAGUUUACAACCAUCUGAAUUCGAGAAUUCGAUACAAAAUAAAAAUAUCGUUUAUCAAAUCAGACUGGGAUAAUAAUAUAAUUAUUUUCCGUGACCACAAUCAAAAUAAUGUAUGCGUGAGUAUAGAAUUUAGUGAAGUUAUUAGUUACUUAAUUAACUACUACGUAGCCAUGGUGUAUGGUCAAUGAAGAAAUCAUUUUUCGGUUCAAAAAUAUUAGAUACAUCCAUUUUAUUGUUCAGUGAUCCACGGUAAAAAUUGGUUUGUUCGUUGGUGUUUGAUAUAUUGUAUCUUAUAAAACAUAUUUUCAUCAACGAUCAACAAUCUUAGUCGUACAAAAGACUGCUGUCAAGUACAGAUUACAGUUGAAAGGUAUUAUUUAAUUAAUUUCAUUGUUUUCUAAUUAAAAUAUAUUUUUUUAAAUUGUUUUAAUGAUAACUAUUGCUAAAGCGUAUAGUUGUGCAUGAUGUUGUUUUAAAACUAGAUAUUUUACUUCACGUAUGAAGUAAUUUUAUUAGACCUGUUGGUUUUACUCUAAGAUUUGUUUAAUUUAUUCUAUAGUAAAGUUUUGCCUCCAGAAUCGUUUUGUAUUCAUCCAUCUACUGUUAAAUGAAAUUACACAGAAUUUAAUUUAUAAAUAAUUAUAUUAAGGUUAUAAAUAAUAUUUUUUUGCGAGACUAUAAUAAUAUAAUUAAAUCAAUUAUAAGUAACUAGUAAUUAUUUUUAAAACAAAAUUUUUGCCCCUCAAAUUUUGGCCUUACCUAUCUCCUAAAUUGAUGGAUAAUAAAUAGUAAUUACAUAAUUUAACUAUAGAUCCCCUGUAUUAAUUUAUGUUACUUAUAAAAAAAUUGUAUUUUCAGAAAUAUUAAUUUUUUCAAUUAAUAACAACUAUGGAAGCUAGUCUUAAACCAGUUGAAAUAUUUAAUUUGGUACGAUCAAUUGUCCAAAAUGUAAAUAUUAACAAUUUUGAGGAAAUGGCACACACAAUUAUUUCCAUACCACUGAAAACAAUUUAUAUAUUUGAAAACAUAGUGGAUAUAAUUUAUUUUCGGGCUUUAAAUAGACCCGAUUUUACAGUUUUAUAUGCAAAGUUAUGUGCAUACAUGGCCAAUCAUGCUGCAUUUAACAAACUUCACAAUUAUAAAACUACUUUUCAAAAUGUUUUAGCACAAAAAAUCUUCGAUAUGUUUACCUCAUAUUAUACUCGUACUCCUCAGAAUGAAGUACAUAAAUUGAAAAAAAAUUUUAUGAACAGUAAUAUGACCCCAUCUUUUUUCAAGAAUAUAUUGAAUAGUUUUCAUUUCCAAUAUUAUAAAAGGUCUUUAGCCCAUUGCAAAUUUAUCGGUGAAUUAUUCAAACAAGGGGCUUUUACCGAAAAAAAUAUAUUGUCGUUCAUUCACGAAUUGAUGAAAGUAAAAGAUAUUCUGAAUAUUCAUUGCUUAUGUAUAAUAUUACAAAUAGCAGGACAAAAAUUAUCAAAAACUCAUAAUUUGGACGGUAUAGUACAUCAUAUUUUAUUAUUUAAAAAUGAAAACACUGUCCUCAUAAAAAUGUCACCAACUCUUCAGUCUUUGAUAUUCAAAAUACAAAACUUGCAUUUAAAAUGUUGGAUACAUGAAGAACCUCUUAAGUUAAUUGAGGACAAUGAACAAUAUAUUUCCUUUGAAAAUUUGCCGGAGCAAUUAAAACAACUAUAUGAUCUUAAAUCAUAUACAGUAAUGGCCCAAUGUAUUAUUGAUGAAUGUAUGGCUGUUCUUAACGGUUUUGACAAGAUAAAUAUCAAUGAAAUAGUACAUUCGUUAAAAUAUAUCAACUCGUGGCUACAUUACGAUCAAGUGUCAUUCGUUGCUUCUAUGAUACUUAUAACACUAAACGAAGACCAAAGUAUUCGCCAAAAGGCUGGUAUACUUUUAAACUUAUUUAUUAAGAAAGGCUUGUUAUUAAUUGAUUCGGUUUUAUCGGGAAUUGACAAAAUAAUGGAUGACUCAGAAUUGAAAAUAGAACUUCCAAGAUUAUCAGAUUUAUUAUUUGACAUCACUAGUAGGAUUACAUAUCUGAAUUAAUUUUGUAUAACUUAAUUUAUACUGUUUUGUAUUGUAUA
Sipha flava (yellow sugarcane aphid) is the source of this 2244-nucleotide messenger RNA. Its product is annotated as eukaryotic translation initiation factor 4 gamma 1-like. The record is from RefSeq and is a predicted model, not a curated record. The transcript is spliced from 9 exons. Bases 1034 to 2206 code for a protein of 390 amino acids. Gene Ontology annotation, cellular component: eukaryotic translation initiation factor 4F complex. NCBI's taxonomy places the organism in Eukaryota, Metazoa, Arthropoda, Insecta, Hemiptera, Aphididae. Gene Ontology annotation, molecular function: translation initiation factor activity; mRNA binding; protein binding.